GGUCAGUCCGGCUGGAAGCGACCCAGGGGAGGCAGCAGGAGCAGCAGCCGCGGGGCGGGAAGUCGCUGCCCGGGCGGAGGAAGCGGCCGGGGCCGGAGCCGAGCCCGGCGAUGGCUGCAGCGGGGCCGGCGCAGCUCCAGGUGGCGUUUGAGGACGUCGCUCUGUAUUUCACCCGGGAGGAGUGGGAGCUCCUAUCCCAGCCACAGAAGCAGCUGUACCGGGACCAGAUGCUGAGGAAUUACCGGGCCCUUGUUUCCUUGGGCUAUUCAGGUUCCACACCGGACUUAAUCCACCGGAUUGAGGUAGGGGAGGCAGAGCUCUGGAUCCAGGAUGUCAAGGACUCCAGAGAAACCUCAGGACCUGCGAGCCCCUCCUCAGCAGGGCUCGGGAUCCUGGGGGGAACGUGGACACAGACUCAAUGUGGGGAAAGUGUGGCAGGGAGUCAAGAUUCCACAUCCCACAUAGGGAUCCAUGCACCGGACGCAAUCCAUCCCCAGGGUAAAUUCAGCCAGAGACUAGACCUUGCUACACACCAGAGACUCCCCAUGGGCCAGCGUCCCCACCGCUGCAUCGACUGCGGCAAGAGCUUCAGCAGCCCGUCCGUGCUGACCCAGCACCAGUGCAAGCACACUGGGGCGUGGCUGCACCGCUGCUCUGACUGUGGCAAGGCCUUUGCACGGAGGUCACACCUGAGAAGACACCAGCGCAUGCACACCGGGGAGCGGCCACAUCGCUGUGCUGACUGCGGCAAGGGCUUUGCAGAGAGCUCAGGUCUGAGAAUACACCAGCGCAUGCACUCUGGGGAGCGGCCGUACCACUGUGCCCACUGUGGUAAGGGAUUCUGCAGUUCGUCCACACUGACCCAGCACCAGCGCAUGCACACCGGGGAGCGGCCACAUUCCUGUGCUGACUGUGACAAGAGCUUUGCAUGGCGCUCACACCUGAAAAGACACCAGCUCAUGCACACUGGGGAGCGGCCGCAUCACUGUGCUGACUGCGGCAAGGGCUUUGCAGAUAGCUCAACGCUGAGAAUACAUCAGCGCACACACACUGGGGAGCGGCCGUACCACUGUGCCGACUGCAAUAAGGGCUUUGCAGUGAGCUCAAGCCUGAGGAAACACCAGCGCACGCACACUGGGGAGUGGCCACACCGUUGUGCCCACUGUGGUAAGGGAUUCCCCUGUACCACUACACUGACACUGCACCAGCGCACACACACUGGGGAGCGGCCACACCAUUGUGCCCACUGUGGUAAGGGAUUCCGCUGUGCCUCCACACUGACACUGCACCAGCGCAUACACACUGGGGAGCGGCCGUACUGCUGUGCUGACUGCGGGAAAGGCUUUGCAGGGCGCUCACAGCUGAGAAUACACGAGCGCACGCACACUGGGGAGCGGCCAUAUCGCUGUGCUGACUGCGGCAAGGGCUUUGCGGAGGGGUCAAACCUGAGAUCACACCAACGCACACAUACUGAGGAGCGGCCACACCAUUGUGCCCACUGUGGUAAGGGAUUCCGCUGUGCCUCCACACUGACACUGCACCAGCGCUCACACACCGGGGAGCGGCCGUACUGCUGUGCUGACUGCGGGAAAGGCUUUGCAGGGCGCUCACAGCUGAGAAUACACCAGCGAGCACACACUGGAGAGCGGCCAUAUCGCUGUGCUGACUGCGGCAAGGGCUUUGCAGAGAAGUCAACCCUGAGAUCACACCAACGCACGCACACUGGGGAGCGACCGUAUCACUGUACUGACUGCGGCAAGGACUUUGCACAGAGCUCAACCCUGAGAAAACACCAGCGCAGGCACCAGGGAGCAGCUGCACCACUGUGAUGAUUCUGGUAAGAAGGUCAAAAAAAACCAGUCCACCCACCAAGCACCAGUGCACGCACACUGGGGGGAGGACAUUCUGAUGCGCUGGCUGCAGCAAGAGCUUUGCACAGGCCUCCUCCUUGCUACCACAUUGGUUCAUUCACAACUGAGAGCAGCAGUACAGCUGUGCUAACUGGGGCAAGCACUUUGCUAGAUGGGCCAACCUCAUCCAGCACCCGGUUACGCAUACGAAUGCUGCUCUGCCACCGCCAGGGCCCGAGAGGCUUCUGGCAGCUAGUGCAGACCAGGGAGUGGUCCUGUCCCAGUGAUGCCCAACAGAGAGACACUGGGGGACAUGGAAGGGGACUUGGCUGACCAAGUGUGGGAAAGAGCAGACAGGUGGAGGGAAUUUAGAGCAGAUGGUCACAGCCUACUGCAUUAGUGCCUCAACACUUGGGGUAGGCGGGUGGUUUGAUUUGGUUGUACUUGAAAUGUAUUAUUCUAUUGAAAUACUUAAAGAUGGGGGCCAGCUGUACACCUCAAAGUGCUUUACAAAGCCACUUAGUGCCUCAAUCCCCAUUUUACAGAUGGGGAAACCAAGGCACAGAGAGCCUCACCCAAGGUCAGUCAACAGGCCAGUGGCAGAGCUGGGAAUGGAACUCUGGUCUCCUAGAUCCCAGCCCAUAGCUCAGCCCACUGAACCACACUGCCUUUAAAAACAGCUCUUCAGUGUGUAAUGUCUUGCCGUGCCUUUAAAUGAAAACACUGGGCUUCACACACCCCUUUGUACAGCAUGAAAGAGUAACGUCCCCCACAGCCCUCCAGAUGUCACUGCCAAACUGGGCAAGGGGAGAUCUGACCAGCCAGGAACCCACCAGCUUUUAAUGAGAUGAAAGGAGGGGCCUGUUCCGCAGGGCGUACUAUUGUAUGACUGGUAGGGUUGCCACCUGUCCAGGUUUUGGCUUUGGUGUCCAGGUGCCAUUUAGGGUUUCUGGGUGUCUAGUUUUUGGGAUCUGGCAACUCUAAAUGGUGCCCGAACCAAAAGUCCGGUUCCAGGGUGGGAGGAGGCAGCAGCGCUGAGCAAAGAUGAAGGGGCUGAGGCAGGCGUACCAGAAGGCAAGGGAGGGAAACCCUCACUCUGGUCCUGCGCUGAGGACCUACCACUUCUAUAAGGAGCUGGACGCCACCCUUGGUGGUGACCCCACCUCCACUGCCAAGAGCCCUGUGGAUACUUCGGUGGGGCUGCAGGCGGUGGAUAGGGGCCUCAAGCCCGAACCAAGUCGUGGACAAAGAGGUGAAGUUGGAGAACGUUGUGGAGUCCGGUGGCACGGCGAGUCAGGCGUUCUCCUCUCCGGAGGGGUCUAGCCGUGCUCAGCAGUUUGUGGCCCACAUGACAUGGGAGAGGAGAACCAUAGUAAAUGUUUAUAUUGGAGUUCCUGCUGCUCAGUUAUAUGAGCUAGAACUGUUCUUUCCUAUGUAUACUGUGGAAGUGGGUGAAGGGUUAGAGAAAUUAAAAAUAGAUUAAAAACAAACAAACCCCAAAGCAUGCACACACAGCCCCAGUCCCAAACCCCUCCCAGCCCUACUUCCCAAAACGAAUAAGCAUUCAUUCGAGCCAACUUAUAAACCACCAUAAGCAAACGUUCAAACUAGCUUUAUAGAUGUCACCCACUCACAUACACAUUCAUACUUGUUUUUCAGCAUUAUUUCAUACAGAGUAUGCACACAGCCUAGCUUAAAAGAAAUCUAAUGGUGUUCAAUUGUUCAGUACACCCCAUGUAGAUAAAAUGUAGGGCUAGUUUAAACUAUUUUGUGUUAGGGUUGAUUGCACUUUUUACCAGAGCUAUAAAUGUUGUUUUCUGACCUCUCUACACACAUACAGACACAUAACACUAACAUCCACCCUUCCCUCCUCUUUCUCAAAACAAUUAAGCAUUCACUCAAACCAAACUGCAUAUUAUUGUAUAGAUAAACUACUUUAAGCAUACAUUCAAGUUAGUUUUAUUGACAGUUAAGUCUCACGGAACAUCAUACUUGUUUUCGGCAGUAUUUUAUACAAAACACACACACACAGCCUAAUGUCAGUUAAAUCUAACAAUACACCCAUGUAGGAGACAAAAUGCAGACCUGGAUAUUGACUUAUUUGGCACAUUUAGCAAAAUACUAAAAAAGAAAUAAGAAAAUCAUGAAACACUUAGGCCUGGCAGAAGCUAUAAAAAGCCCUAGAAGCAUCUGCAUUUUGCCUCUUUCCUGCACCGAUAUCUGGACUACAGACUUAUAAUAAAAGGAGCUUUCUAACUAA
This is a messenger RNA of Mauremys mutica (yellowpond turtle), 4110 nucleotides long. Its product is annotated as zinc finger protein 436-like. NCBI's taxonomy places the organism in Eukaryota, Metazoa, Chordata, Testudines, Geoemydidae. Bases 111 to 1829 code for a protein of 572 amino acids. The record is from RefSeq and is a predicted model, not a curated record. Gene Ontology annotation, molecular function: DNA-binding transcription repressor activity, RNA polymerase II-specific. The transcript has 4 exons. Gene Ontology annotation, biological process: negative regulation of transcription by RNA polymerase II.